Messenger RNA from Acaulospora morrowiae, 2583 nucleotides. The record is from the annotation of a GenBank genome assembly. NCBI's taxonomy places the organism in Eukaryota, Fungi, Glomeromycota, Glomeromycetes, Diversisporales, Acaulosporaceae.
AUGAAUUCAACCAGUAAUACUAGCGGUGCAGGAAUUCCUAUACUGACAUUUUCAGACAGGAACUAUGUAUUACCGCUUACUAUUAUAGCAAGCAUUGCAAUUGGUUCAAUUCUAUUGCAUUUAUUACUCAUUUUUUUGCUAAGAAAAGUUUCGCAAAGAACUGGCUGGAUUUUUGAUGCCGAAGUGGUAAAACAUUGUUCCAAACCGACAUUCUUCAUGUUUCCGUUGUCCUCCGUCUUCAUUACGUUAUAUUAUGUAACGGCAGAUCAAAGCAUUAUUGAUACGAUUCGACAUACACUCCAAGUUCUCAUCAUUUUUUUCACCACGUGGACAGCGAUCGGACUUAUUAAAGCAUGGACAGUAACCAUGAAAGAUUCCAAGAAUAAGAAAUUGCAAACGCAAUUGGUAGUUAGCUCAAGAAUUGCAUAUGGAUUUACAUCAUUCUUUGGGACAGCUUGUAUAUUGUUGACAUUCCCUAGUGCUCGAGAACUUGGGGCCAGUUUGUUAGCUAGUGCUAGCGUUGUCGCUGUUCUUGUUGGAUUUGCGGCGAAAUCAUCGCUUGAGGCGAUCAUGGGACGUCCUUCAUCACAUAGUGAUAAGACUAAUUUAAUUGCUUCAUUACAAAUUGCCCUGACGCAGCCACUCAUUCUAGGUGAUUGGGUGGUCAUUGAUAAUUGUCAAGGCAUAGUUGAGGAAAUUCAACCCCAAUUCAUAGUAAUCAAGACAAUAGAAGAAAAGAGAUUGAUAGUGCCGUUGUCACGUGUAGUUAAUCAAUCGUUUGAAAAUUGGUCGCGUAACGGCGAAAGUAAAACUCCAUGUUUCUACUUAUGUGUUGAUUAUGGCAUUCCGCUCAAAGAUUUGAGACAGCAGUUUAUGUCAAUGUUGCACAAGUGUGAAUAUUGGGAUCAAAGGAAUGCUUUGUUGAAUAUAGACGAAGCCAAAGAAAACGUGUUGGUGUUGAAAGUUAUGAUGACUGCCUCUAAUGUCAAAAAUAGUGAAAAAUUAAAGCUUGAAAUCAGAGAGAAACUGAUCGAAUACAUAAUGAUCACUUACCCACAGUACUUGCCACGCGUCCGAAGUGAAGGUGUGCCGUCGAGAAAGGGAGUUGAUAGCAUGAAAAAGGUGAUAGCGAAAAUGGAAGAAGCGACUACGCGGACAACACAAAAUGAUAAUAAAAAACUGCUUUUUGGUGCACCAAGGAAUUAUGAUGACGAACAUACUCCGAUAAGAAAAAUUCAGAAGGAUUCUACUCUAAACACACCUCCCAAAUUAUCCAAGUUACCCGUCACGCCUCUAACAACCGUUACCGCGUCGAAGAUUGUCAAUAAUGCGAAAAUCGAUUUGACCAGGCCGCCUCUAGUUCGUUCGCAUAGCGCAAAGGAAUCAAUCUCAAGUGAUGAUACCUUAUCAAGUAAUGGCAAAAAAUCGUCAAGAGCUUCACCAAAUAUUAAAUCGACGGUGAAAAUGGAUUUUUCUCACGUAAAGUCGCGCAUCGGUUCAUUGGAGAACAUUAGUCACAAACCCAAAGAAAGUGAGAAAAAAAUUUUUUCUGAAAAGCCCGACUUCGCCAAGGUCUCCUCUCGUGUAGGUUCAUUGGAUAAUAUCAACCAUACUCCAAAAUCUAAAGAAACUAAAAUUUUCUCGGAGAAACCUAAUUUCUCCAAAGUGCAUUCACGUGUCGGUUCUUUAGAUAAUGUCAGUCACACUCCUAAAGGCGGUAAAGUUAAAAUUUACUCUAAUAAACCGAAUUUUUCUCACGUGACUUCACGCGUCGGUUCCCUCGAUAACAUUGAUCACGUUCCCGGAGGUGGAGAGAAAUAUGUGCCUAUUAACCCUAUAAAAAUUCCAAAGGCUGAAGUGAAAUCAAAAAUAGGCUCAUUCGACAAUAUUAAACAUACUCCUCGCGGUGGAGAGGUCAAGAUAUUCAAUCAAAAACCAAAUUUUCGUGAUAACGCCACACCAAAAAUAAAAAUUCGAACACGUUCGAAUAGUAUCGCCAGUAGCGGAAGUAGUGCCGUGGAUGAAGAUGUUGACAGGAAAAGUCUUUUCUGUAGUCCAGUUUCUCCUUUUACAUUAGACGAUGAGAUUGACGGCCCACCAUCCGAGCAAACCAUUCCAGCAAUAUUUCCAUCGGCCGCCUCACUAAUUUCAACAAAAAGGGAGCAUUAUAUAAUUGAAGAAGAGGUCGAUGAGGUUGACGGAAAUGAACCCGAGCAUAUGGUCAAUGGUGAAGAAGAAUCUUGCAAAGAAGGACAUGAAAAAGAACAAGAGGAGUGUGAGGACGAAUAUGAGGAUGCAAUUCCUGUUGUCUUAUCCAAUGAUAACAUUUCUGGCGAUGAUAUUAGUACGACCGGUGUAAAUUCACAAUUAAAUGACGUUGAAUUGUCAUUCGAGGUUAACGUAUCACGUAAGUCGGUGCUUCUGGCCAAUCACGUUGAAAGGAAUACGAUAAUUGAACUCCAACCUACAGCGUUGCCAAAACGAUUGUCAGCCAUUGAGAUUCCACCUCAGACCGACGAGGUGCUUCACGAAUCACAACUAACACUUACCCAGAAACAGGCUUAUGACGAGUCUUGGAUAUAA